Messenger RNA from Rhagoletis pomonella (apple maggot), 939 nucleotides. RefSeq lists its product as uncharacterized. The transcript has a single exon. Lineage: Eukaryota; Metazoa; Arthropoda; Insecta; Diptera; Tephritidae. The coding region runs from base 1 to 939 and encodes 312 amino acids. Gene Ontology annotation, molecular function: nucleic acid binding. The record is from RefSeq and is a predicted model, not a curated record.
AUGCGACUUUUCGAGCACAACAUGGCGGAUUUGCCAAAAGAACGCAUUCAAGCCUCGCGUGUCUUUAUCAUCUCUGGAGUGGACUUUUGCGGGCCAUUCUAUUAUAAGCCCGAAGCGCGCAGUAAAUCGCCCCAGAAAUGCUAUAUCAGCGUAUUCAUUUGUUUUGCAACAAAGGCCGUUUGGAUGGAACUGGUUAAGGACCUUUCAACUGGUGCUUUUCUGGAUGCUCUAAAACGAUUUGUCGCUACGCGUGGUACACCAAGCUGCAUCUGGUCUGACAACGCAACUAAUUUUGUAGGCGCUAGGAACGAGCUGAAAGGGUUACGACGCCUGUUUCUCAGUGAAAGGCAUCGUAGUGAUGUUCACGCGCACUGCCUUAACAAUGGUUUCGAUUGGCGAUUCAUACCGCCUCGUUCGCCGCACUUCGGUGGCCUUUGGGAGGCCGAAGUAAAAAUGGCAAAGCAGCAUUUGUAUCGCACUGUUGGAACUGCAAUUCUUGGUAUCGGCGAAUUGCACACAUUGGUAUGUGAAAUCUCUGCCAUAAUAAAUUCUCGCCCACUUGAGCCAAUUUCAGAUAAUCCCGACGAUAUUGACGUAUUGACGCCAGGUUAUUUUCUUAUCGGUGGCCCCCUUACAACACUUCCAGAACCGGACCUUACGCCACUAAAUUACAAUCGGCUCGAUCGCUGGCAGCGCGUUACCUAUCUGCAACAAAUCUUCUGGAGGAGGUGGAGUGAAGAAUACUUGACUCUUCUCCAGCAGCGCGCCAAGUGGCGCACUCCCCUGCCCAAUAUCCAAAUUAACGACGUUGUAUGCAUCAAGGAUGAAAACUCUGCGCCAAUAAAGUGGCCGUUGGCUCGCGUCACUGAAGUCAUCACUGGUAUAGAUGGUGUUGCUCGAGUUGCAGGCCUGCGUAUCCCCACUGGCAUUACGCGUUGA